This is a messenger RNA of Closterium sp. NIES-67, 1158 nucleotides long. NCBI's taxonomy places the organism in Eukaryota, Viridiplantae, Streptophyta, Zygnematophyceae, Desmidiales, Closteriaceae. The record is from the annotation of a GenBank genome assembly.
CCCAGCUACCGUCUCGCGUCCCCUCCCCUUGUGCCUUUCAAAUCCUGGUGUGUUUUGAGUCGACUCCAAGCGCAUCUUGCCUAUCAUCCGAGCCGUCUUAGCAGCUGCCAUCUCGCGUCACCCCCCCCGCUGUCUUUCAUCACCUCUGCGGUGUUCCUCUCGCCUCACCUCUGACCCUCUAUCUGCUCCCCUUGUCCCUCCAUCCAUGCCCUUGCUGCGGCGUGUACAGGGAAUGGAGAAGAAGUUCAGGUGGAGACUAGGGCAGUAUGUGGCCAUCUUGACUCGACUCGUCCCACAAGUUCUCCCUUUUCCGACCCCCCUUGUCUUUCCAUCCUCUAUCCUGGUGUUUCCUUGCUGCGUGUAAAGGGAAUGGAGAAGAAGUUCAGGUGGAGGCUAAGGCAGUAUGUGGGCACCUGGUGCUGCGUGAACGCACAGCCAGGCCAUAUCUGGUAUGAUUUCUUUAACGAUGAGAUCCCAGGGUGGAAGCCACGGCCACCUGCCAAUUGGACAGAGGACCACCCGCCAUGGGGCAAGGACCAGCCCGGUGCCUCAUGGCUAGCACGGGCCCUGUGGCGGUGGUUCUCAUGAGGUGGCUCUCGUGCUACAUGGAGAGUGGACUGGCUAAUGGGACAGAGGACCAUCUGCCACAGGACCAACCGGGUGGGUUAUGACUAGCACAGGCGGUCUGGCGGUUGCUUUCUUGAGAAGCCUCAAGUGACACGCAAGGGGGGGAACCAGCCGACUGGCCAGAGGACCACCUGCCUUUGGGCAAGGACCAACUGGUGCCUAGUGGCUGCCCUCGGCACUAGGGCAGUCGUUUCUCCAAGGGGCCAUGAUUUCGUCUCAUGGGAGAAAGCCUAACGGACAGAACGCACCCACCUUAAGGCUCAGAUGAACUCGGUACCAGGGCUGACGUUUCAAAAAAACGCCCGAGCUGUCGAGAACUUUUUUUUUAAAAACCCUGAUGGCCUUGUGUGUACAAUCUGACCUCCCUGAUAACCUAGUGUUCAGGAAACAACUCUCAGAGUUAGAAUUAUUGAGUAGAAUGGGAGAAAACAGGGGCAUAUAGCUAGUGGAUUGUACUCUCUAUGGCAUGACCCUAUUGUCAAACAUGUGUAGUUAUCAUGUUUGUAUAGACUGUAUAGGGUCACCUUCUAG